Messenger RNA from Doryrhamphus excisus (bluestripe pipefish), 4234 nucleotides. RefSeq names its product putative C-mannosyltransferase DPY19L4. Gene Ontology annotation, cellular component: nuclear inner membrane. NCBI's taxonomy places the organism in Eukaryota, Metazoa, Chordata, Actinopteri, Syngnathiformes, Syngnathidae. The record is from RefSeq and is a predicted model, not a curated record. Gene Ontology annotation, molecular function: mannosyltransferase activity.
UUCCGGGUUACUUCCCAAAGACGGUGAUGACUUCACAUCUAAGAGAUAUGUUCAAAAUGACAAAUAUCAUCAUUGACAUAAAACUGGUUGUGUACGCGAAUGUAAGACGUUUUAAAUAGAUUGUGAGUUUGACUUUAUUUGUCAGGUUUAGCCAUCGGUGGCUUAGAAGUUAGCGCCGCCUCUCUUCCAGCCACAACUUCCGGGUUGUCGGCCGUUUUGAAUCGGGAGUGUGAUGCUGUGUUGAGCCGCUGUGAAGAAACACAGUAGACGCCCACGAUGAAUAGAAGAAGAAGUGGGGAUAUAGUGGGAAUACAUUCAGUUCAAACAGAGCGGUGUGUUCUUCUGUAGUUUGCCGACAGGAAGUUGUCGACCGGCCACUGUUAGCUAGCCACCUGCUAACUGCCAUGUUGCCCGUUCAGACCGUCUGAUGAUAAUAAUAAUAACAAAAUAACAUUUUGGAUUGAUUUCAAAACACCAUGGCCGGGUUACGGUGUCGGAUAGCGGAUACUUUGGAGGUGAGCAAAGCGGAAGACGACGUCUGUCGUCUCGCCGAUUUAGAUGUCAAAGCAGAGGACGAGGAACAGCAGAAAGAUGAUGAUGAUGAUGAAAGCAAACAAGAGGAUUCGAGCAAGACCGAGUCGACCCUCCGGACGCCAAAGCCGUCUCCUCUGGGUGUCCUCCAGCGUCUGCUGAGGGUCUUCUUUGGAUGCCUGGCGUCGGUGGCGUGCGGCAUGCUGUACGCCGCCUACCUGUCGGCCUUCCACGAAAGGAGGUUCUGGUUCUCUGCGAGACAGGAGCUGGAGCGUGAAAUCACCUUCCCAGGAGGCAGCGGCCUUUACUACUACUACUACAAGCACAUGCUGGCGGCGCCAUCUUUUCAGCGAGGAUUCUACGAGUUGAUGACGGACGACAGCACUCUUGCGGGACAAACCAUCAACGCCGUGGAGCGUCUAUCUCUGUACCCUGAAAUGAUGGUGAGCUACAUUUACAGGAUCUCAGGCAGCCAGGAUUUGGUGGAGCCCAUCUACUUCUACGUGGGGGCCGUGCUUGGCCUCCAGGCGCUAUACGCCACGGCGCUCUUUGUGUGCAGCUGGGUGAUGAGCGGCACGUGGGUGGCCGGCGUGUUGGCCGUGGCCUGGUGUGUCAUCAGCAGACCUGACGCCACCAGAGUGGACCAGGCGGUUCCUCUGCGGGAACACUGGGCUCUGCCGUACUACUCCUGUCAGGUGGCGGCACUGACUGGCUUCCUGUGUAACAACAUCAGCUCCACCGUUGAGAUGUUGUGCUACCUGACCAUGAGCACCACCACCUUCUCCUUCCUGUUGGUGUGGGAGCAUAGCCACCACCUGCUCUUCAUCCAAGCCUUCUGUCUUUUCCUGCUCGACUCCUUUGACCUGGUGCCGACUCGCAAGAUGUCUGACAUUCACAAAGUUUACGUCAGCUCCCUGCUGCUGGCCUACUUCUUUCAGUUUCACAACACCGCCUUGCUCGCCUCGCCUCUGCUCAGCCUCCUGAUUGGCUCCGUGCUCGCCAAGUACCUCCAGCAAAAAAUGAAGAAGGGCCCUCUAGUGGCCAGAGUGAUGAAGCUCUUCCUCCAUUUCCACCUGGUCUUCACCACAGGCAUCACCUUCAAUUAUUUGGUCAAGAAAGUAUUGCCUGGAAGUGACAGCGAAGUCAUAUUGAAGUUCCUGGAAGUGAAAUUCAGGCUCAACACGACAACCGACUUUGUGACAAACCUGCUCCUGUGCCAAGAAAGUCUCCAAUCUCCCAGCCAGGAUUUGUUUCUGCGCCUGACGCAGGCCUCCGUCCUUCCGUUCUACCUGCUGGUACUGACCGUAUGCCUGCUGUCCACACUGGAGACCGUUUACAGAAGACUCAGCGGUCAGACGACACAAAGCGACCCUAAGCUGGAAGACGUGCACGUUGGAGAGCGCCCAGAGGUGGUCUACCAUGUUUUCCAGGCCUUCCUGUUUGGAGGCCUGACCAUGCUGUUCGACGGAGUGAAGUACGUGUGGACGCCGUACAUCUGCAUGUUCACCGCAUUCGGCGUGUGUUCUCCUGACCUCUGGAUGACCGUCUUCAGGUGGCUCAAGGUCAAGUCUAUCCACCCCGUCGUGCUGUCGUUAAUCCUGAGCACGGCCGUUCCCACCAUCAUCGGCUUCAGCUUGUGGAGAGAGUACUGCCCCCGCCUCCUGGCCGAGUUAUCAGAGCUGCAGGAGUUUUAUGAUCCAGAUACUGCAGAGAUGAUCAGCUGGAUCAGGACUCAGGUUCCCAUGGCUGCGGUGUUUGCAGGCAGCCCUCAGCUGCUGGGAGCGGUCAAGCUGGGUUCUGGUUCGGCCGUGACCAGCUUACCGCUACACUGGGACAUGGACCUACUGAGGAGGAGCGAGGACACCUACCAGGUGUACUCCAUGAGAUCCGCAGAGGAGGUUUACAAGAUCCUUACCUCGCACAAGACGAACUACGUGAUCAUCGAGGAGUCCCUUUGUAACGAGCUCAGUCGAAACAAGGGCUGCCGCAUCAAAGACCUGCUUGACGUCUCCAAUGGACAUGUGAGUCCGCACCUACGCCGAUGUGAUAUCAACAGUAGAACUGUCCUCUUAUGUCUCUCCUUCCAGGUGGUCUACGACAAAGGGGAGACGUACGCCUUCUCCAAGCACCGACGCUUCUGCCAUGAGAUCAAGAUGAACAAGUCACCCUACAGCAACUACUUCACACGGGUCUUCUGGAACCGCUCGUACCACGUCUACAAAGUCAACUCUGUCAUCUCCUUCCAGUACUGACAGGAGGACCUUCCUGGACCUUGUAUGGACCUCAUGCGGUGGAAUCCAGUCUUGGAUUUAUUGCUCUGCCAGAGAAUACGUAGCGGCGGCGGCAGGGGGAUCAGUGGUGCCAACUUGUAUUUGCUUGUGUACAUUGCUACGGUUGGGAGGCUGUGAAAUGAAAGAGGGAGUGUUGCUGCUUCUCACAGCCGGCUCUGUCUUCUUUGUGACGUUCAGAAAAAAGAAUCCCCUUCUGAUUUCUUGAAAAUGUGUCAUGGGCGGUUAUGCAAAUUCGAUGGCUGCUUAUACCAUGACCACAAAUAGAUUACAGUCCUGUGGGAUUGGCAUGACUUCUGCUGCUGGUCUGCCCAAACACGUUAGCAACAAUGUGGUCAUGAUGUCGCUCAUAAGAAGCUUCAAAUAUGCCGCACAUUGAAAACUAGAAGAAUCCUUGAUUUUUCGGUAUGGUACCACCCUGCCAAGCUGUGCCGCCUUCUGUCGCUUCUAUUGUUGUUUCUCUUUGCCUUCUCUUUGCCGCCUGUCUCUGCAAGACGGCAGCCCACCAGCUGGGUUCCCUUAGCCGUGCCUCAGUAAAGCAGGGCUUCCCUUUGAGUCUGUUGUUGACGUUUUACCUUGAGAAGGCAUCUCUUGCUCCCUAUGCCUUACUUAUACGCGACUACACUGGCGGUGGAGCCCAACCCAGCACAUCGCCUCCUUUUUGACUUCCUGCGUGGAUGUCUUUGUAACCUCAGACCAGGUGGAACCAUAAGAGCCCUCAUUAAGUUUAGCCCCCCCAACUGCUGUUUCACAUUAAAAGCCGGGUAUUUCAAAACUCGCAGUGGCGUGUUUUCAAUUAUCCAAAUAAACUAAAUGUUGACGAUUUUAAAAUGUUAUUCAAAUAUUUUUUCAUUUGCUCAUCGUGUAAUUUUAUUUGAGCGUAUGUUUUACUUGGGUAUACAUCGCAUAUUACAAUUUCACAUGUCCAAAAGGAGUCGGAAGAAAAACAGACUUCGUCGCACUCCAUCACUUCCACAAAUGAUGAUAAACGGUCUAUCAUUAGCUGACCAAUGAGUUUAUCAGAUCAUGUCCAACAGCGCAUCAACCCAGGGAUCAUAUUCAUAUACAUAUAUAGACACAAUCUUACAAAUACGUACGGUGUCUCUUUCUCUCCCUCCACCCCCAAAAGUAAAAAAAAAAACAUUUUAAGACGAAGUAACAUCUAUCCAUCCAAAGAGCUAUUGAGACUUGGAUUCCACAUCGAGGACAAUAUUAGUGUUAGGGUUCGGGUACAUUUCGUUGUAGGUAUAUACCCAACCUGUUCCAAUGUCGCUGAACCUUACUUUUAUAUCCCUUGUCUUUUUUGUGUUGUUUUAUUUGGUAAUUAUGUACUUAUAUUUUAAUUAGUUUAGCUUAGAGGGCUGUUUCUAUGUUAAUAUGGUCUGUACUUGAUUGCACUGUAUUGUAAUGCCAUU